Messenger RNA from Pocillopora meandrina, 5959 nucleotides. NCBI's taxonomy places the organism in Eukaryota, Metazoa, Cnidaria, Anthozoa, Scleractinia, Pocilloporidae. The record is from the annotation of a GenBank genome assembly.
AUUGCACGCCAUGAUAAUGCUCAAAUUCUACCACACUCGACGCAAUUUCAUAAAUUGUGUGAUACCUCAUCCUUCGUUUGGAUGAACCUUUGUACGUAGAUGGUAUCGAGUAAAAUUUUGCGUCGCAAAAUUGGCGUUGUAGGACUAACGCAGAGAAAAAAUUGAGGUAAGCAUUUAGAAAUGUCACGAAGGUUCGAUCAACACACCCUCAAAUCUUGAGAUAAGACUAGUAUUUAUUAAAAUUUCAUAACGCUGUUAUUUAAGAUCGAUAAUUUCAUGUCCUGUGGAGAACAUGGUCAUAUGAAGAUUGAAAUCUUUUCUGUGAACUUUGAGAGCACAAAUUUAAUCGAGGAAAAAGAAAGUGUAAUACUUCAGACAGAAGUGUGUCCUAAAUUAAGAAUAUUUUACAUGUGUACUUUUUAUUACAUCACACUGUUAAACUAUAGUUUAGUUGUUCGAUGUUUGAAAGGAACUGACUGUGGUUUUGUAAUUUUUAUUUUUAUCUUGAUAUGCUUAAGAUCAACUUAAGAGAGUUUGAAGUAUCGAAACAAGAAAAAUAUCAGCUGUGAUCAAUGAGUAUUGUAAAGUAAUUAUGUUACAAAAAAUUUUUAAGAUCAGGCAAUGUAGGUCCUGGUUUAAGGUCAUUCCUCGGUAUUGAAUUUUACAUCUUACUGCACACAAUUUUGAAGGGAUCUGUUUGCACAUAUCAAAGUUUAAAAUUCAAAUUUUUACAGGGACUGUGAUGCAUUGAAAUUUUGAGGGUUUUGAUUUUUGUUGAUGUUACAAAUGGCAACUGAUCUGUAAAAGUAAGUUUGCUCUGAAAACAUUCCCUGGAGAUAAAACACUUCACAUAUUUACUAACAUCAGUCUAAUUAGAGGAAAAGCAAUUUGUAUUCUUUGCAUUGGAACUCACUUGAAAAUCCAUUUAUUAACAAUGAAUCCUGUAUUUUUUCUAUAAGAAUUAACAAGUUUGAAAAAUAGGUUUCUUUCCUCAAUAACAUUCUACUGUUUGAAUAGAAAAUUGUAACAAUAAGUUACCAGUAUUAAUCUCAAACCACUUAAAUUUUUCCCUCUAAACAACUGUAACUGCCAAUCUAGAGGAUAAAACACCUUCAAAAUUUUAUGAUGUAUGGUAAAUUGCCAUAUAUAACUUUGCUCAUUUUUGGAACCAAUUAAUAUAGAUAUGAAAUCAUUUCCUAGUGCAGUGCACCAAAGUCUGAGAAACAAUUUUGAACAUACUUAUUUUGCUGUCAAUGUACAUUUUUCAUGUGAAACUGUUAAGCACAAAAAGGAUUUUUUUCAAACUUUUCAUACACAAUAGAGACAAAAUGAACAUUUUACUAACCAUGUCCUAACCUUAUUUCCUUGGUGGUCUGUACUGUACAUUAUGAAUCCUCAUUUUUCCCCUUUGGUUUAUGGCCCACUCACUUCACACUUACCUUAAAUUGAAAAGGAAAAAAUUUGGUUUGUAACCUACAUUUUAAACCUGAUAUGUGAUUUCUAAGUUGCACAUGUAUUUAUAAUGAUACUUUGAGAAAUGAUUCUAUGUGUGAAAGAUACACAUGCUCCAAUUGUGUUUUUAUUUCAACUUCACAAUUCAAGCUGCAACAAGUUAAGUCUCUGCUGUUGUAGAUUCUUAAUGUUGUGUGGUGGUGUUAAUGAAGACAUCAUUUGAAACUCUCCAUAGAUGCCUGGGUUUGACCCUUUAACUCCCAAGAUUUCAUUAGUAAUUCUCUUUACUAUCUGCCAUACAAUUCAUGUGAUGCUAGUUUGGAGAAUUUGGAAUUUGAUCAACCAAUAAUCUCCUAAUUGAUAUUUUUCUUUAUUCUCAUUACUUGUCUUCUUGUUAUCGUACAGAUAGUGUAAGGGAAAUUCUGUCUAGGUCACCAGUGAGAUGUAAAGGGUUAAAAGUGAACUACAAAAAUUGCAUCUCAGAUUUUGUUUGAAUUUCUUUAUUUUUUUACAGCUUAGUGCCACCACUUGCCAUUGUCUUAGAUACCCAAAAUUAAGCACCCAAACACAAUUCUGAAUCCAUAAAUUUCAACUUGAAGCAAAUGCUUGAAACCUUCUUUUUAAUUAACACUGUUCUGAAUUCCACCUCUUGGAAAAUACAUAAUUCUUAACCCUUUUACUCCCAAGAUCUAAUUAGUAAUUCUCCUUACUAUUUGCCAUACAAAUCGUAUGAUGUUAGUUCAGAGAAUUUGGUAUUGGAUCAACUAAUAAUCCCAUAAUUGAUAUUCUUCUCUAUUCCCAUCACCUACCUGCUAGAUAUUGUAUUCAUAUUGUAAGGAGAAAUUCUGUCUUGGUCACUUGUGGGAGUGAAAGGGUUAAAAAGGAAGCAAAAGAAGAGUUUACAGGAUAAGCAAUCGCAUUGUUUUCCUUUAUUUCUAUAAUCUGUUAGCUCACUUCAAUGAAUUUCAAGAGAAUUGGAAUAAAUCCAUUGGUGCUGAGAUUCAUGAAACUUCUCUUGAUAUUAAAUUGAAAUAAUAUUUCUCCUCUAUUGUAUUUUUCCAUCAUUCAGUGUUGGAACAUGUGGAAUCAAAAGUUAACUCAAACAAUGUUGUUUUGCAUUAUGUUGACCAAGGGGGGUGGGGGAGGGGAGAGAAUGUAAGAAAGUAAGAAAUGGUCAUCUUCCUAACAAUUUGGAUGGUGAUUGUAAUUCAGGUUGUUGUAAUAAUUGGUGAUGUUUUGUUUAGAAAACUAAAUUUCAUUCUCAGCCAGGCUGACUGUUAGUUGCAAGAGAAGCUUUCCACCUGUGAAUUUUAGAAAUUGACAUGGCAUGAAAGUUUGCUGUCAGAUUUGUCUGAUAAUGGUUGUAUCCCUGCUUCAGUAGGGUAAUAACCUUUUUCAUUGGAUGUGUUGUCUGGAUCCACUCUACAGAUCACUGUGGGGAAAAAUUUAAACUUACAUUAGAUGGCAACUUAAUGUAAUAGUAAACUACAGGUACCAAAAUACUGCAAGGUGACAUCAGUUGAGAACUUGCAUGCCUAAGGUUAUAUUCUUUCACACCUUCUAGGUCAUGACAGUGGCAAGUGAAUUCAUCUGCUUCUAAAUGAAUAUGGAAUAUUGUCUUGGGUAUAUGAUGUGGCGUGACAUUACUUAUGGUACGUGUGAUUGGUGUUGCGUGACAAGCAGGUCAGUACUAACCUAAAACGCUAGUGAUCAUAAUGGGUGGUCAGUUGGCAAAAUGUGUGGGAAGUUCUACAGAGGAGCAAGCUAAUCCUUUAGGAGUUGUAGAACCAUACCAAGUGGAGCUGUCUUUGGCAGGGGAAGAGGAGAACAAUGAAGGGGAAGUGGAAACAGAAGAAACUAGCGACGAGCCUUUGGACCCUGAAAAGGCUCCAUAUCAAGUCUUCCUGCUUGAAACACUUAACACUUUCAGAAAGGAGAAGCUUUUUACAGAUUUUACCUUAAAAGUGAAUGACAAGGAUUUUCCAGUCCACAAAAAUGUACUGGCUGCAAGUUGUGAUUACUUUAACGAACUGUUUUCUAAACAUGAUGAUUCGAAUUUUGUUCUACACGAGCUGGCUAAACUGGAGCCGAGUGCCGUGGAAAAUGUCAUUAACUUCUUAUACACUGGAAAAUGUAAAUUGGAUCGACACAAUGUAACAUUGAUGCUGCACGCAACCAAAGUUUUAGGAAUAGAAGAUUUGCUUGAUCCUCUGGAGAAAAAUAUGGCUUUGGCUUCUGUUAAAACGAUGAAUGAUGAAGCUCCUAAACGAAAAAUGUUUAAUUCACACAAUCAGGGCACUAUGUUGUCCAAACUUUUAACCUUCCAAAGCGAGGGAUUGUUCUGUGAUCUAACAUUAACAACGGGAAGUGGCAUCGUUAUUCCUGUUCAUAAGAACAUUCUAGCAGCUGUAAGCUGUUAUUUUAAGGGGCUUUUUCGCUCUGAAAUGAAGGAAGUUCACGAAAGUAAUGUUGAAUUAGCUGUAAUAGAUGAGGCUGUCAUCGACGAAUUGUUAAACUUUGUUUAUAAGGGAGAGAUUACAAUCACUUUUGACAAUGCAAGGAAUUUAUUACAAGCGAGUGAUUAUUUGUUAAUAGAGCGCUUAAAACGAAGGAUCAUUGAAUUUGUGAGAGAUUCCUCGACGUUGUCCAACUUCUGGCUCGUUUAUUCUCUCGUUAGAAGCUUUGAUUGUCUCAAUGAGAUUUACCAAGAAAUAUUGAAUCUUGUGUGUAAUCAUUUUUGGAGUAUUGCAUCAUCAGACGUUUUUCUUGACAUUCCUGAGCAAGAUAUGAGGUGGUUUCUAUCAAACGACGAUAUUUUGGCGAGCGAAGCACAAUUGUUAGAAUCUUUAAUUCGCUGGUACAAGUAUUCUAAGCUGGAGAGGGAAGAAUCUUUUAAAAGACUUCUUAAUCUCAUUCAUAUGGGAAGCAUUCCAGAUCUUUUCCUGAAGAAACUGACAAAUGAUGAUUGCAUCGAUGAGUUGAAGUCGCUCUCUGGUUACAAGUUAAAAGACGACGUUUCCGACGAAGAUGUUUAUAAGGCAGCGCAUUUCUACAAUGUCGCGUUGUUUGGAUUAACACACCGGCUGCAUUAUACACAUUCCUACAAUCUGUGUUACUGGCUUCCCUUUGCAGGACCUUGGUCUCUUAUUGCUCGUGUCCCUCAUAACAAAUCGAUGCUGGCUAAUGGAACUCCUCUUAUUUACACCAGUUCUGGACUGUACGUUCAAGUGCCUUGGAACAAUCCCAAACUGGCUUUUCACCGAAAUCCUUUGACUGCGCGACAUUUCUUUCCAAACUCGGGCGUGGCACCAACAUGUGACAUCGAGCCAUCCGCACCCAUGACAUUUGAUUGCGCUGCUGUAACUAUGGGUCGUGAUAUCUAUCUGAUUGGCGGAAUGUCCAUGCAGGAGGUUGCAGAGGUGAAGCGAACCGUACAGCGGUACGACGUCGAAAAGCAGACGUGGACAUCGGUGGCGGACAUGUGCGAACCAAGAUAUGAGCUCACAGCGGUGAACUACAAAGAUGAAUACCUCUUCGUGUUUGGUGGUAUCGAUGGUUCGGCGCACAGGCAAUGCUUGACGACUGUAGAAAGAUAUGAUCCCAUGGAAGACCGCUGGUCAUACGUGAAGCCCAUGCACCAGCCUCGAUCUAGUGCGUUUGCCUUCGUCCACGAUGAAAAGAUUUUUGUAAUUGGAGGAGAGCGAGGUGAAGACGUCACGCCGAAUGACUGUGAGGUGUACGAUCCCGUGACAGACGAUUGGCAGGUGAUUGACAUCCAAGUCAACAAGCUUUUUACCCUUAAAGGGCGUGCUGACAAAGGAUCCUUUCUGCAUCUUGAUGGUAGCAGGGAAAACGGAAGGCGUGGCACAGAGACAUUAGAUCCUGUUAUGUACGAAGAAGCGAAAAUCACUCGACCGUACGUGACAUGUAUCAAUGGAGCUAUCACCGUCCUUGACUUCAGCACAUGUGCAGAUGGACAGCGGAAAGCAGAAUUCUACUUUAUUGACCCCGUCUCUGGUGAUUUUAGUAUGCUACAUUCACUCUUUGCGUGGCCGACGGACAUCUCGUACGGCGCGAUCAUGCCGCUUAGCCGGAGGGAUGUGAUCAAGGCACUCAAGGAUUAUUCUGCCCAGGACUCUUCUAAAAGUCAUUAUUGAACGAUCGCCGAUAGAUGGAAUUAGGAACUUUUCUAUACCGGAAGUGAUUAGGUAUAUAUCUUACGGCGGCUCUCUUUCAUUUUUCUCUAAUUUUACCUAGAUUUUUUUUAAUUCUCAGAAUCAUGAGUAUGUUAGUUGGACAGGAUAGAGGAUUUCUUUCAUUCUCAGAUGGCCAGUAGAUGCCCAAAAUGGACAAAAAUCCACGGGCAAUACAGUCAAAGUUAGGUGAAGUUGUGGCGUGAAAUUUUGACCUUAUCGGUGUUUUAUUCUUAAAAGUAAUUCCGUAUUUCCACGCCAUGAAUUGUGAAACUGGUACGUCUCUACUCUGUCUUCUUGGUAGAAAACCGGAG